Messenger RNA from Populus euphratica (Euphrates poplar), 714 nucleotides. Its product is annotated as cyclin-dependent kinases regulatory subunit 1. The record is from RefSeq and is a predicted model, not a curated record. The transcript has 4 exons. Gene Ontology annotation, molecular function: cyclin-dependent protein serine/threonine kinase regulator activity. NCBI's taxonomy places the organism in Eukaryota, Viridiplantae, Streptophyta, Magnoliopsida, Malpighiales, Salicaceae. The coding region runs from base 158 to 412 and encodes 84 amino acids.
CCACAUAAAUAGUUGCUACCAUUUUGUGCAUUUGGAGCUCCUCUCCUCAUAUACGCUCUCUCUCAUUCUUGUCGUCCUCUGACUCUCCUUUCACUCUCUGAUCGAGACAAAACAGUGGAGUAACUUCUUGAAGGAAAAAAAAAAAAGUCUCUUAAAAAUGGGUCAGAUCCAGUACUCCGAGAAGUAUUUCGAUGACACUUUUGAGUACAGGCAUGUGGUGCUUCCUCCUGAAGUCGCCAAACUUCUCCCUAAGAAUCGCCUCCUCUCUGAAAAUGAGUGGCGUGCGAUUGGAGUUCAACAAAGCCGUGGGUGGGUCCAUUACGCGAUACAUCGCCCGGAGCCACACAUUAUGCUGUUUAGGAGGCCUUUGAACUUUCAGCAGCAACAGGAGAAUCAAGUUCUUGCUAAGUGAUUAGGUUUUACGCCGAAUACUUAUAUCUUAUCAGCAUAAUCAUUAUUAUUAUUAUAAUAGCUGAAGAAAUACCAAGAAUGGAAAUACUUUGGUUUAUGCUCUGCGUAAACGAUAUGGGAUUUUCUAGUAUCGUGUUUUGUGAUUCUCUCUUGUGGAGAAUUUUGUCGUCACGGUUUGUUUGUUUGUUUUAUGUGUUGUUUGAUGACGUUAUGGGCACUGGUUAAUUAGAUGUUGAUGGAAGUCUAAUGAUGGGUUGUUGUAGAUAUUCUUCUCCGUUUUUGUGCUUGCUACUGCAAGUCUCA